Scaptodrosophila lebanonensis is the source of this 2038-nucleotide messenger RNA. It is a transcript of the gene Kebab, whose product is annotated as kinetochore and Eb1-associated basic protein. Lineage: Eukaryota; Metazoa; Arthropoda; Insecta; Diptera; Drosophilidae. Gene Ontology annotation, cellular component: Ndc80 complex. Bases 38 to 1483 code for a protein of 481 amino acids. The record is from RefSeq and is a predicted model, not a curated record. The transcript is spliced from 2 exons. Gene Ontology annotation, biological process: attachment of mitotic spindle microtubules to kinetochore.
UACCAAGCAAUUGCAAAUAAUAAAUAAACUAAUAAAUAUGUCAUUUUCAAAAGUGGGCAAAUGCUGUACAAGCACACCCUCAAAGACGUAUCCGCUUCGCGUACCAGAACUGUUAGCUGACUUGGGCCUAUCGCCUUGGAGUUGGGGGAACAGAACCCCCAUUAAUGUGCCCAGGAGUGUUGAUCUCAUGCCCAUGCGCACAAGGGAGAUUGAGCUUCGUUGGCCGUCAACAAAGCCGUCCACCACAUCGAAAUUGGGAAACGUUAACGAAAACAGGACUCAUCUUAAGGUUCCUGGUUGGAGAGGCCCUGCGUCCAAGCCCGGAAAUGAGACUAAAAUAAGGCGAAGUCUGUUUGUAGUCGAACGACACGCGGUUACACCACAAAGGGACACUCAGUGGAUACAAGAUACAACAGAACGCAUUGAGGCCUACUUGAAGCAACUGGGCAUUCGCCAAACACUCUUCCACGGAAGUUUGCGACAAAUGUCUACGAAACAAUUUGUGGCAGUAGUUAAUCAUUUCCUACGCUGCGCAGGGUGUACGCAAAUUGCGCUAGAUAAGGGAAAUCACAUUGAAAGCUUAUUGGUUGCACUGCGGCAGCUUCGAUAUCCUCAUAAGGUUAACAGAUCUUGGCUCUUGACGCCAACUGUAACGCAUUGUUUUGGCUAUGUACUAAUGAUGCUCGACUUCCUCAUGGAUUUCGCGCCUCCUCCAGAGGCGGAUUCACAGGCCGAAUUUGCAUUUACAGAAGACACGCUGGACGAGUUCAUUUUUGGCAAGGCCGUGAAGUUGUUCCCUAUAUAUCAGGCGAACAAAUCGAAGCUGUGCGAUAUCUUGGACCAGGAUAGCGAACUUGCGGAAAUGAAGUCAAAAAGCCUUGAGCUAAAACAGCUGAAGGCAGAAGAGAGCGGGUUAGAUGCAGAUAUUAUGUCGCGCAGCAAGGAGCUGCAACAACUAAGGGAAAAAUUAAAGACUCUACAAACAGAGCUUCUUCAAUGUAAAUAUCUCUUGCAAGCGGGUAGCGUGAAGUGCAAAGGCAGUGAGCACUUGUUGAAAACUAAGGACAACAUACUACAGAGCACAUGUUCAGAACCUGAAUACCAGAAACAAGAAGUAGCGCAACCGACAACUUGCUCUUUGGAGAAGCUUUACCAGCUUAAGGACGAGCUGCAGAUGUGUCGUCGUGUGCGCCAAGAGCUUUGUGAGCGCGAUCAUUUACAAAAAUUGCAGUUGCGACGUGCUCGCAAGGAAUUGCUCACCAGCAUCGAGGCAUUCAAUGUGCGCAUGCGUGAUCUAAUUUAUUCGUCGAGGUGGAGAGUUAGUAGCUCUUUGCAACUGGAAUUACCUAUACAUCCAACUCGGGAAGAUGUUGCUCAACGCCAUAAACUGUUGCAGCUAUUGCGCAGCAAAAUGGAUAUAGAAUCAAGUGCUGUUAAAACUAAAAUCGGCACCGAUUUAUCAAAAGCAAAUCAUGCUGCAUAAACACAUAUACAUAUAUAUAUAUACUUUCCCUCCCUUUUUGCAUAACAAUAUGAAGAUUUGUCUUAUUUUAAUGUGCCAAUACAUUGAUCUCCUUUUUGUGAAAAGCUUUACUCCAUGAGGAAAUGAAUAUCUACUAUAAAAAGUAGGACGUAAAGGUCUAGUAAGCCCGUUACAGAAAACGUUUAAUUAUAUGUGGUUGUGAUGGUGAUAAGUUUUUGGUACGAAAAUCAAGAAUUAUCAAAUUAUACUUGUAUAUUAAAUUAGCUUAAGAUAUCUUAAACAAGCAAUUGUACCAGUAGGAGUUAUUUUUCCUUCCAUGGACAUCGGUGUAUUAAAUAAUAAUGUUAUAUAAGGCUUGAAAUAAAUCGGUGUGCGUAUAAUUAAGGCAAGUUAUCUAAGUUUUAUGGUCAAGGGUGUUAGGCCAACUAAGCUACCAAGCUCUUAUGAAGGCAAGUUGAAUUGACAAUUGAAAGUAUAUGCUGGAAACUCAGACAAUAGGAUGUUCUGGUGAAAUUGUGCAAUGGAGUGGAGUUUAAAAGCUCAUUACCAAAGGAA